AUGAUUUCCAGAGCUCUUCGUUUACCACGUGUUGCUGUUUUCCAGCAGCUGCGCUUUGCCUCGAACCUAUUCAACGACCACACGCCAGCGCCUCCCAGAUUGCCCAAAGAGCAGCAGGAAGAGUUUGAGCUGCUUCAGAAGAUGGCCAACUCCCAAGCUGCCAUCGACGAAUACAACAGGCAAAUCGAGGAGAGUGGAAGCGCCAGCAGUGAUAUUUCUGGCUCUCAGACAGACGUGGGCGUUCAGACCCAGUAUUUCAAGACGAUUCCUGAAUUCGAGGGCGACAGAAACCCAGAAACAGGCGAAGUUGGCGGGCCCAAGCAGGACCCCUUGAGACACAACGACUGGUCGUUCAACGGCCGUGUCACUGAUUUUUAA
Candidozyma duobushaemuli is the source of this 378-nucleotide messenger RNA. RefSeq lists its product as uncharacterized. Gene Ontology annotation, cellular component: mitochondrion. The record is from RefSeq and is a predicted model, not a curated record. Lineage: Eukaryota; Fungi; Ascomycota; Pichiomycetes; Serinales; Metschnikowiaceae. Bases 1 to 378 code for a protein of 125 amino acids. Gene Ontology annotation, biological process: mitochondrial respiratory chain complex II assembly. The transcript has a single exon.